UGGGCCCCGAUCAGCCCGGCGUUUGGUGGGGUCCCAACCAACCGGCACACUGCCACCUCCUAAGAGGCUGCCGCUCUGACACCCAGACACACCAAACCAAAGACUAAGACCGAUAGUUGAAGUAGCCGCGCGGUUGUGGCUGUGAUCCGGCGCCGAUUAUCAAACACGGAAAACCACCAGAGUUAAAUCGCAUCUAUCUCUUCCCAACCCUCUCACACGACAGCUUCGAGCUUCUCCCCUCGAUCGGUCACCUUCCGCCCCUCGAGACCACCAACCGAAACACAAUCCAAACCCUCACAAUGGCCAACCGAGCAAAGGAAGAAGAACACGAGGGCGCCUCGACAAGCGAGCUGCUGAUCGAAGCCUGCCGGCGCAACAACACGGAGCUCCUCAGCGAGAUCCUCUCGACCCCGCCACUGCGCGACGACGACGACGCGAUCGCCGCGGCGCUCAACAAAACCACGACCGUGCUCGGCAACCACCUGUACCACGAAGCCGCCGCGCAGGGCAACUACGAGAUCAUCGACAUGCUGCUGGACCAGCCCGGGUUCGAGUGCGACCCUGUGAGCCGGGCCGACGGCGACACGCCGCUGCACGCGGCGGUGCGGUGGAUCAACGGGGAGCCCGCGGCGCAGCGCGAGUUCGGCAACGCCCUCGUCGAGAUGAUGCUCGAGGCCGGGUCGAACCCGCGCCUCAAGAACCGUGGUGGUCUGACCCCCCUGCAGCUGGUCGACCCGCGCAACGAGGGGCUGCGCGAGGUGAUCCGCAAGCACGAGUACGCCGCGCUGAACGCGGGGGAUUUUGUCAGUGCCGACGAGGUCAAGGGGGGGAAGGGGCUGGUGGCCGCGGCGGCGGCGGCGUCGUCGUCUGCGGCGGCUGGGAGGCAAGAGGAGGAGGAUGAUGACGACGCCGAGUUUAGUGGGAGCGAUGAUGAGGAGAGGGCGGAGUGGGAGCGCCGGAGGAAGGCGAAGAGGGGGUGAGGUGAGGGGUGCAUUCUGGGGUUGCUGCUGGCUGGAUAGGCGUGAUAUCAGUGAUUUUAGCGCUGGGACACUGGAUGGGUGCCCAUUCUACGGCCGUCGGAGGCGAAUAGACUUUGCUUGGUUCAGACAGCUGAGUGCUCUCCUACCACCGUCUUGGAAACAUGCGGCCAACCUCUUUCCCAGUCGGUAAAUGAAGAGGGAUAACAAAGUGAUUCACUUUCUAGGAAAUCUAGGUCUACUUCUAGGUCUAUACACGAUAUCCACCCCCCAGCCAACAACCCCCCUUGAGUCUAGAGAGAGGUCAGGAAUCAACACACCAAACCCACCACCGCCCCAACCACAC
Messenger RNA from Chaetomium fimeti, 1323 nucleotides. RefSeq lists its product as uncharacterized. The transcript is spliced from 2 exons. Gene Ontology annotation, molecular function: protein binding. The record is from RefSeq and is a predicted model, not a curated record. The coding region runs from base 300 to 980 and encodes 226 amino acids. Lineage: Eukaryota; Fungi; Ascomycota; Sordariomycetes; Sordariales; Chaetomiaceae.